Messenger RNA from Zeugodacus cucurbitae (melon fly), 664 nucleotides. It is a transcript of the gene EMC4, whose product is annotated as ER membrane protein complex subunit 4. The record is from RefSeq and is a predicted model, not a curated record. The coding region runs from base 117 to 617 and encodes 166 amino acids. Gene Ontology annotation, biological process: protein folding in endoplasmic reticulum. NCBI's taxonomy places the organism in Eukaryota, Metazoa, Arthropoda, Insecta, Diptera, Tephritidae. The transcript has 3 exons. Gene Ontology annotation, cellular component: EMC complex.
UUUAUAUUUCUUUAGUUUGACAUUCUAUGCAAUUACAGAUUUAUUUCAUUCGCUUUAAAUAAAAUAAAUUUACCUAACAUAAAAUUGUGUUAUUUGGUUUAAUUAAAAUAUAUAAAAUGUCUUCAAAGCAAACAGCUAAAAAGUAUAAAUGGGCAUUGGAUUUUAGCAAUAUAAAAAAUGGCGAUCUGUCAUCUCCUCCGGGUUACAAUCCGUCGGUACUAGUCAACCAGACCGAAGUGGUGAGGGAUCAACGGCUUGUUAUUAAGAAGUCAUGGGACUUGGCGCUUGGUCCUUUGAAGCAGAUUCCAAUGAAUUUGUUUAUCAUGUAUAUGUCGGGCAGUUCCAUAUCGAUAUUCCCUAUAAUGAUGGUAGGCAUGAUGCUUAUCCGACCACUCAAAGCCAUGUUUUCCACUUCAGUGACUUCUAAAAUGGCAGAAGGCGCCCAGGGAAGUGGCCAGAAACUCGUGUAUUUUUUGGGAAAUAUGGCAAAUGUAGCUGUUGCGUUGUACAAAUGCCAUAGCAUGGGGUUAUUACCAACACAUGCAUCCGACUGGUUGGCAUUUGUAGAACCUCAAACACGUCUUGAGUACUAUGGUGGAGGUGUAUCCUUUAUUUAAGGCAAAUAUAUAACUGUCUCAAAAUUUUGACGACAUAAAAUACAGAA